Ceratina calcarata is the source of this 1894-nucleotide messenger RNA. RefSeq names its product polyubiquitin-like. NCBI's taxonomy places the organism in Eukaryota, Metazoa, Arthropoda, Insecta, Hymenoptera, Apidae. The record is from RefSeq and is a predicted model, not a curated record. Gene Ontology annotation, molecular function: protein binding.
AUAGGUGAAAAUCCCAUGACCCAUGACUGUCCAUUAUUACUGGGUUCCCCACCCAUUCCAUCUCAUUGCUUCGUGCUGCUUUGUGCAGAUCUCACUGUAUUAGUUUGUACGCUUGCCUGUGUUUCUAAGUUCGACGAACGCCUUUGUUUGAUUUACGUUGAAAGUGUCUUUUAUCUUGUAAAUUAUUUCAGCGUAUUUAACAGGUAUACAACCAUGCAGAUCUUUGUCAAGACUCUCACAGGGAAAACCAUCACCCUGGAAGUCGAAGCUUCAGACACGAUCGAAAACGUGAAAGCCAAAAUCCAGGAUAAGGAAGGAAUUCCUCCUGAUCAGCAGCGUUUGAUCUUCGCUGGCAAGCAACUAGAGGAUGGACGUACUCUCUCUGAUUACAACAUCCAAAAGGAGUCCACGCUUCAUCUGGUCCUGAGACUUCGUGGAGGAAUGCAGAUUUUCGUAAAGACUCUCACAGGGAAAACUAUCACCCUGGAAGUCGAAGCUUCAGAUACGAUCGAAAACGUGAAAGCCAAAAUCCAGGAUAAGGAGGGAAUUCCUCCUGAUCAGCAGCGUUUGAUCUUCGCUGGCAAGCAACUAGAGGAUGGACGAACUCUAUCUGAUUACAACAUUCAGAAAGAAUCUACUCUUCAUUUGGUCCUGAGACUUCGUGGAGGAAUGCAGAUUUUCGUAAAGACUCUCACAGGGAAAACCAUCACCCUGGAAGUCGAAGCCUCUGACACGAUCGAGAAUGUGAAAGCCAAAAUCCAGGACAAGGAGGGAAUUCCUCCUGAUCAGCAGCGUUUGAUCUUCGCUGGCAAGCAGUUAGAGGAUGGACGAACUCUAUCUGAUUACAACAUCCAAAAGGAGUCCACGCUUCAUCUGGUCCUGAGACUUCGUGGAGGAAUGCAGAUUUUCGUAAAGACUCUCACAGGGAAAACUAUCACCCUGGAAGUCGAAGCUUCAGAUACGAUCGAAAACGUGAAAGCCAAAAUCCAGGAUAAGGAGGGAAUUCCUCCUGAUCAGCAGCGUUUGAUCUUCGCUGGCAAGCAACUAGAGGAUGGACGAACUCUAUCUGAUUACAACAUUCAGAAGGAGUCUACUCUUCAUUUGGUCCUGAGACUUCGUGGAGGAAUGCAGAUUUUCGUAAAGACUCUCACAGGGAAAACCAUCACCCUGGAAGUCGAAGCCUCUGACACGAUCGAGAAUGUGAAAGCCAAAAUCCAGGACAAGGAGGGAAUUCCUCCUGAUCAGCAGCGUUUGAUUUUCGCUGGCAAGCAGCUGGAGGAUGGACGUACUUUGUCGGACUACAACAUUCAGAAGGAGUCUACUCUUCAUUUGGUCCUGAGACUUCGUGGAGGAAUGCAGAUUUUCGUAAAGACUCUCACAGGGAAAACCAUCACCUUGGAAGUCGAAGCCUCUGACACGAUCGAGAAUGUGAAAGCCAAAAUCCAGGACAAGGAGGGAAUUCCUCCUGAUCAGCAGCGUUUGAUCUUCGCUGGCAAGCAGUUAGAGGAUGGACGAACUCUAUCUGAUUACAACAUCCAAAAGGAGUCCACGCUUCAUCUGGUCCUGAGACUUCGAGGAGGUGUGGACGCUUACGUCCAGACGAUGACACGCCACAUAAGCAGUUUACAGAUCUUAGUUAGUAGCUCGAUGGAUCUCAAUAACUGUAAGCUGCUCGAGACUAGAAAUGUUGGCAACGUCUAGUAAAAUUGAUAGUAUCGAUAACUUUAUUCUAUAUAUUUACCUUUUUAUAUAAAUUUCGUAUUCCGUACUAUUUGCCGCCAGUGUAAAACUCUGUUAUGUGUAAUAACGAGAAUCGCAAGUUGUAUUGAUUCAGUAUGUACGAGGGCAGAUUCUUGUAAUGCUCUUAAGUUCAUUAAACAAUCAUUAACAUAUG